CAACCCAUGAUCCAUUCAAAACACCGCAGCGCACACCGGGAAGUAAGAGGGUCUGUGCAGCUCCCCGGGUGCUGAGCUGCGGUGAGUGACAGCAGGCCUCGCUGAGGAUCCAUGAUGUCUCCUCUCGGAGCGGCCACCUCGAUGCUGCUGCUGCUGCUUGUGUCUGGACGAUCACUCAGCGCACCGCGCUCCUUCAGCAUCGACUACCAGAACGACUGCUUCAGGAAAGAUGGGGAGCGGUUUCGCUACAUCUCGGGAAGCAUCCACUACAACAGGAUCCCCAGAGUCUACUGGAAGGAUCGGCUGCUCAAGAUGUACAUGGCAGGACUGAACGCCAUCCAGACGUACAUCCCCUGGAACUACCACGAGGACUCUCCAGGCCAGUACAACUUCAGUGGAGACCGGGAUCUCAUCCACUUCCUCCAACUCGCCCAGGACGUCGGUUUGCUGGUCAUCCUCCGGCCUGGACCCUACAUAUGCGCAGAGUGGGACAUGGGCGGGCUGCCAGCGUGGCUCCUCAGGAACAAAGACAUUGUGCUGCGGUCCUCGAAUCCAGAUUACAUCGCGGCCGUGGAUCAGUGGAUGGGAAAGCUGCUGCCUAUGAUAAAGCCGUACCUCUACCAGAAUGGUGGUCCCAUCAUCACGGUGCAGGUGGAGAAUGAAUAUGGCAGCUACUUCGCCUGUGACUACAACUACCUGCGGCACCUGACCAAGCUGUUCCGCUCCCACCUGGGGCAGGAGGUGGUGCUGUUCACCACAGACGGAGCCGGGCUGGGCUACCUGAAGUGCGGCUCCAUAGAGGGUCUCUACGCCACAGUGGACUUUGGCCCAGGUGCGAAUAUCACCGCUGCCUUUGGAGCUCAGAGAUACGCUGAACCCCGCGGACCUCUGGUGAACUCCGAGUUUUACACUGGGUGGCUGGACAACUGGGGGUCCCCUCACGCCUCCGUGUCGCCUGAGGCCGUGACGAAGACCCUGAAUGAGAUGCUGGCCAAGGGCGCCAACGUCAACAUGUACAUGUUCAUAGGAGGAACCAACUUCGCUUACUGGAAUGGCGCCAACGGUCCGUACAAACCCCAGCCCACGAGCUACGACUACGACGCUCCGCUCACAGAAGCAGGAGACCUCACAAAGAAAUAUUUUGCCAUCCAGUCAGUGAUCAAAAUGUACCACAAAAUACCAGUAGGACCAGUACCACCAACUACUCCAAAGUAUGCGUAUGGGUCUGUUGAGAUGAAGAAGCUCCAGACGAUUUCAGAAGCCUUGGACAAGCUGUCCAUGUCCGGCCCAGUCAGAAGCAAGGACCCUCUGACUUUUACUGAGCUGAAGCAGAACUUUGGUUUUGUGCUCUACAGGACGACUCUGCCUGUGAAUUGCAGCAAACCAACUCCACUGUCCUCCCCACUCAACGGCAUCCAUGAUAGAGCCUAUGUGUCAGUGGACGGGGUAGCUGCAGGGAUUCUUGAAAGGUCCAAAGUUAUAGCCAUAAAUGUGACUGGGAAGGCUGGCAGUCAACUGGACAUACUGGUGGAGAACCUGGGACGCAUCAACUAUGGAAAAGAAAUCAAUGACUUCAAGGGUAUCGUGUCCGCGCUGAACCUGGCCACGGUCCCACUCACUAACUGGACCAUGUACAGUCUCAGUAUUGAUGAAGCAGUCAGUGAAGGCCUGCUUGGAGCCAGAGAAGCCACACACAGAGCCCCUCCUCAGCCUGUUGCCCUCUCCCCUCCAACCUUCUACGGCGGCAGCUUCAUCAUCCCCGACGGCAUCCCGGACCUUCCUCAGGACACCUACAUACAGCUGCCCAAAUGGAGGAAGGGUCAGAUCUGGAUUAACGGCUUCAACCUGGGACGUUACUGGCCAAGUCGAGGACCUCAAGUGACACUUUUUGUUCCUGCCAACGUCCUCAGCACAGCCGCACCCAACAACGUGACAGUCCUGGAGCUGGAAGGGGCUCCCUGCAGCUCGGGUCCGUGCACGGUGGAGUUCACCACCGACCCCAUCCUGAACGGCCCGGUUCAUGGUGAUCACACGCGGCGCCGCAUCCCGUUUGCAAAGGAGGAUCUGCUAUGAUGAAGGGAGCUCUCCACCGCACAGAGCAAAUCAAUUUGCACAGCUCGUUGAUCAUUUGAGCCCCGUGUUUAUUUUAGGGAUAGAUGUAUGUUUUAAGAUGUGUCGUGUGACAGGAGAUAAAACUGAGAAGUAAAAUUAGUUAUUGAAUCUAAAUCAAAUUUUUACCAAUGCUAUUUUUAAUUUGUUUUUACAAAGGGAUUAUCACUGCCAACAUUUAUUGGCCUGUACUGUAUUUCAGUGAAUGCUUUAUUUUUGUAUACGUGGAACACAUCAGGGAAAACACGUCAUGGUGAUAUGUUGAAGCUAUACAAUAAUAUGAUUGUAAAAUUUAUGCCUUUCAGUUCAAAUAUUAAACAAAGGAAGUAUCUACUUUCUAUUUUCACAAAA
Betta splendens (Siamese fighting fish) is the source of this 2460-nucleotide messenger RNA. It is a transcript of the gene glb1, whose product is annotated as galactosidase, beta 1. Lineage: Eukaryota; Metazoa; Chordata; Actinopteri; Anabantiformes; Osphronemidae. Bases 112 to 2073 code for a protein of 653 amino acids. Gene Ontology annotation, molecular function: beta-galactosidase activity. Gene Ontology annotation, cellular component: vacuole. The record is from RefSeq and is a predicted model, not a curated record. The transcript is spliced from 16 exons. Gene Ontology annotation, biological process: carbohydrate metabolic process.